Medicago truncatula (barrel medic) is the source of this 998-nucleotide messenger RNA. RefSeq names its product transcription factor GTE1. Bases 90 to 728 code for a protein of 212 amino acids. The record is from RefSeq and is a predicted model, not a curated record. The transcript has 6 exons. Gene Ontology annotation, molecular function: protein binding. Lineage: Eukaryota; Viridiplantae; Streptophyta; Magnoliopsida; Fabales; Fabaceae.
CUCAGGACAAAUGGGCGUGGCCGUUUCUGGAACCUGUAGAUGUCAAAGGUCUUAGGCUUGAUGACUAUUAUCAGAUCAUUGAGAAGCCUAUGGAUUUUAGUACUAUAAGAACAAGAAUGAAGGCUAAAGAUGGCUCUGGUUAUAAGAACGUGAGGGAGAUAUAUGCUGACGUAAGGCUGAUAUUUCAUAAUGCAAUGAAAUACAACCAUGAAAGCCAUGAUGUCCAUGUGAUGGCUAAGACCUUGCUGGAAAAAGUUGAGAAGAAAUGGCUGCAUCUUUUGCCUAAAGUUGCUAAGGCGGAGAGUGAACUCUCCAAGGAAGAAGCACAAGCUCAAGAAGCAGCUUAUGCCAAUAUGACUAGAGAAUUAGGCACUGAGCUGUCUAAGAUUGAUAUGGCUUUGACAAGUCUCAAAACAAAAGCAAUUGCAAAGUGCAGGAAACUGACACUUCCGGAGAAAUCAAUGCUUGCAAAUGCCUUCAACAAUUUGUCUCUAGAGAAUCGCGUCAAGGCAUUAGCGGUAGUUAGAGAGACCAAUCCAGAUUUUGAUGAUAGUGUUGAUACGGUGAUGCUUAACUUUGAUUCUCAGAGCGACUACACAAUGUUGAGAUUGUAUAUGUUUGUCAAAGACACGCUAGAAGUUCAAGAAGGAACAAGCGCUAUUGAUCAUGAAGACAACAUUGAGGCCGAGGAAACGAAAAACAAUGACAAAAAGAGGAAAAUUAUGUGAUUCUCAUGCCAAAGACAUGUAAUCAGAACCAAAAAAAACUAUGAUUCAGCUGUGCAACAAAUAAUGUAGUUUUUUAGUUUUGAAUGAGGUUGAUGCUCAAACUUUUUAGGUUGGACAUGCUGGUAACAAUUUACUGUAAGCUCAAUGGUGGGCAUGAAAAACCUCUUCUUUUUCUUUUUACAAUACUUGGAACAUAUUGAACUACAAUCUUAUGUACUCGGUACUUUAUGUCAUUUUAUGCAUGCUUGAAUAGAUUAAGGCCGUAGUAUA